Messenger RNA from Glarea lozoyensis ATCC 20868, 1059 nucleotides. RefSeq lists its product as uncharacterized. The record is from RefSeq and is a predicted model, not a curated record. Lineage: Eukaryota; Fungi; Ascomycota; Leotiomycetes; Helotiales; Helotiaceae. The transcript has a single exon. Bases 1 to 1059 code for a protein of 352 amino acids.
AUGAAUCCAACGGAGCCCUCGAGCUUUGAAGCUGCCGCUGCCGCUGAAGCUCCAAUAUCUCCAACUUCUCCACACUCAUUCACGCUGGACAGCCUUCGUGAACAGACAAUCACACGGCCGGAACACCGACGGAGCAACUCGAGUUCGUCUACCGUCACCGUCAUCUACUCUCCACUACCAUCGCCCUGCCACCAACAAUCGAUCGCGACCGCACAAGCGCCCUCCAACUCUCAACCCCCAGAGUCUGAUCACCUCCGUCCGCCAAUUUUCACCUCCAACAAAGACCUUGCAAUCAACACGCCGUCGCAGUUGGAUUCGACUCAAGAUUUCCCAGAUCUGCAAAGGUACCAAGACAUUGAUAAGGAAAACGCCAACGUAACGGCAGCGUCAUUUCGCGGUCCGCAGCCAUCUCUAUCCAACAUCGGCGAAGCGUCCCCCGUACAAGAAUUACAAUUUUUCGGGCCAUACACAGUUCCUGUACGCCGUCGAGCUCGCGCAUAUUCAGAAAAGUUUCCCGAAUUCCCCACCAAAAGCUCAUCGCCUGUCGACUCCGUCGCCAUCACACCAGCGAACUCGCAACCGAACAUUUCGUCAAUUAUAAGCACACCUCGAGCGCAUCUACGUUCUAUAUCAAACGGCUCCGCCUUUGCAAGUACAGGCUCCCUAAGCUCUCCGCCGCCAGUUACACAAGUUCGAACUCGGGGGCGUGCUCGUUCAACUACCUUAACGUCCUGUGUUAAUCCUCUCGACGAACCAAUUACUGCUGAGGAGCAGGCGAUAUCGAAUCUAGCUCAAGCGAUCAACAGGCAAAACAGGAGAGAGGCUGCUUUUUCCAACCCCAUUCACAACAACUCAAUCACUCGAGCUGGUACCUGGAGCGGCGGUGAUCAAGCCAGACGAAGCACAUUGCAGUAUCCUUCACGCGGAACAAUUGCGUUUAAGAGUCCUCCAUUAUCACGCAGUCCAGAACCUGCAUCAUCGCGCUCUCCUGAACCGUUUCCUGUUUUAGUCGAGUUGCCAGAACGCAGCUACAAGGGCAGCCUUGAUCAGAUACAAUAA